GAUACUGACAAAGUUGAAUGUACAUGUCGUAAUCAUAAUUUAUCAUCUUGUUUUGAACUUUUAGUCAGAACCAACAACUAUACUAGCGGUGAGUGACCAAAGUCUGAUAAAAACAAAAUCUUUACCACUAUGUCCUCCUUUCUACAAACUUCUCUUUCACACCAAAAUUUCCAUUCAUUCACAAUGCUUUUCUUCACCAUCUUUCCACUCUUACUCUCACUUCUAUUCAUCAUAAAAAAAUGGUAUUUCAACACCAAGAAAAACUCACCACCUUCACCUCCAAGAUUUCCUCUACUUGGGAAUCUCCAUCAACUUGGCUUGUUCCCUCACCGAACACUCCAAACUUUAUCUCACAAAUAUGGCCCUUUAAUGCUUCUUUAUUUUGGAAAGGUUCCAGUACUUGUUGUUUCAUCUUCUGAUGCAGCAAGUAAAGUAAUGAAAACUCAUGACUUAGUUUUCUCUGAUAGACCACAACGUAAAAUCUUUGAUAUCAUGUUAUAUGGUUCCAAAGAUGUUGCAAGUUGUGCAUAUGGUGAGUAUUGGAGACAAGUAAGGAGUCUAAGUGUGUUACAUCUUCUUAGUAACAAAAGGGUUCAAUCUUAUCGUCGUGUAAGAGAAGAAGAAACUUCAAGAAUGAUGGAACAUAUUAACAAGAGUACUUCUUGUGUGAAUUUAUCUGAGUUGUGUUCUAGAAUUACUAAUGAUAUAACAUGUAGGGUGACUUUAGGAAAGAGAUAUGGUGAAGAAGGUGGUGUGUUUCCUGAGCUGAUGUUGGAGUUUGGAGAGUUGUUGGGUAGUUUCUUUAUAGGUGAUUAUAUACCUUGGCUUAACUGGUUGGGAAAGGUUAAUGGUUUUUAUAGCAGAGCUGAAAAAGUGGCUAAACAUUUGGAUGAUUUUUUUGAGGAAGUGAUUGAGGAUCAUAUUAGUGGUAGUAGAUUUGAUAGGGAUGUUAGUGUUGACAGUGAGGAAAGUGAUGAUUUUGUGGAUAUUUUGCUUUCUGUUCAAAAGUCCAAUGCUAUUGGCUUCUCAAUUGAUAGAACUGCAAUUAAGGGUUUGUUACUGGACAUGUUUGCUGCAGGUACUGAUACAACCUACACAGUCCUAGAAUGGGCAAUGACAGAACUAUUAAGACACCAAACUGUGAUGCAAAAAUUGCAAGAUGAGGUUAGAAAUGUGGUUGGUAACAAAACUCAAGUAACUGAAGAAGAUUUGGUUAACAUGAACUACUUGAAGGCUGUGAUUAAAGAAACUCUUCGCCUCCAUGUACCGAUUCCGUUAUUAGUCCCUCGGAAAUCCAUGGAAGAUAUCAAAGUAAAUGGCUAUGACAUUGCAGCUGGAACACAGGUAAUAGUGAAUGCUUGGGCUAUUGCAAGAGACCCUUCAAUUUGGGAUGAACCUCUAGAGUUUAAACCAGAAAGGUUUAUGAAUAGUUCAAUUGAUUUUAAAGGAUUUGAUUUUGAACUUAUUCCAUUUGGAGCAGGAAGGAGAGGUUGUCCUGGACUCUUGUUUGCUAUUGCUGUCAAUGAAUUGGUGUUAGCUAAUCUUGUUUAUCAUUUUCAUUGGAAAUUGCCUAAUGGUGUUGCAGGGGAAGACUUGGACAUGUCUGAAGUUGUUAGCUUUACUUGUCAUAGAAAAUACCCUCUCAUUGCUAUACCUACCAAAUAUGAGAAAAAUGAAGAAAACCAAAGGGGAAAAAGUAUCAUGUAGCACCAAUAUUUUGAAUUAAAUGCAUGUUUGGUACGUGUUAGUGUCAGAUGUUAUUAUUUAUUAUCGUGUCCAUGUAUGUUUUAGUGAUAUAUAGGAAAUAAUUAUUUGGAGUAUUUAUUUAACCAUUAAAAUGAAAUAUUUUAGAGUCAAUUGAUGUAUUUAAUGAAAUAUUUGUAUAAUUUUUUUUCUUCCUUUUAUAACUAUAUUAUAUAAGUGGGGACCCCAUGCCCCAUCA
This is a messenger RNA of Cicer arietinum (chickpea), 1942 nucleotides long. Its product is annotated as cytochrome P450 736A117-like. The record is from RefSeq and is a predicted model, not a curated record. Gene Ontology annotation, molecular function: monooxygenase activity; iron ion binding; oxidoreductase activity, acting on paired donors, with incorporation or reduction of molecular oxygen. Lineage: Eukaryota; Viridiplantae; Streptophyta; Magnoliopsida; Fabales; Fabaceae.